AUGCUUUCAAAAUCGAAAUAUUAUCUUUUACUGUUUAGCAUUCUUUGCAUUGUAUGUCUUUGUAUUCCGGUCAUCGUUGCUAUUUAUCAAAAUAUCGAUCAUUAUAUUUUACCUAUUAAAAUUAGUAAAUAUUACUUACCGUUAUGUGACCAUUCAUCCAUUAUUAUUGACAAUCGUAUCGUUUUCGAUGAUGCAUCGCAUUUUAUUCAUCACUAUCCUGAAUUCAUCUGUUCACAAAAUUUUCGUAAUUUAGUUGAUUGGGUAUAUGGUUGGCCUGAAAAUUUAUUUAACGAACAUAUGGAAAAUACCAUGAAUGAUAGUUAUAUAGCUGUGGCUGAUCUGCCACACGGUAGUAUCAUCUAUAUUAAACCUGACGGUAUUUCACGCUUCUUUCAAACAAUUGAUCCCCGUUUACAGAAUCAAUUUGUAUUAAUUACUAGUCAAAGUGAAAUAUCAGUAACAGAAAAUGAACUUAAUUAUCUUGCAAGAUCUGAUUCCAAAAUCAUUCAUUGGUUUGGGCAAAAUGGAUGUAUCAAUGCGUCGCAAAGUGAACGAUUUACUAAUAUACCUAUCGGAGUAGACAUAAAUAGUUUGCCAAGUAUCUAUGAGCGAAAUCAUCAAUAUCCGUUAUGGUUAUCACCUCAUGAUGAUGGAAUUGAUUGUCAUCGAACAUGGGACGCUCUCUAUCUAGAUGCUAUUCCAAUUGUUUGA
Molecule: messenger RNA, 711 nt
Organism: Rotaria socialis
Lineage: Eukaryota; Metazoa; Rotifera; Eurotatoria; Philodinida; Philodinidae
Source: the annotation of a GenBank genome assembly